AUGAGAAAACAUAUCUUAAUACCUCUAUUAACAGCUGUUGCUUUACUUUCUGCUGCAACAUAUUUUGUUGCAUCUGCUAACAACUAGAAAGGUAAACUAUUAGAUGAAUAAUGUGCUUAAUUAAGAGUGAAUGUAGGAGAAACCGAAACAAAAUAUAUCUUGGAUAACUAAUGCGAUGUUUCUGUACAGUAUACUAUUUCCUUAUAUGAUUCUGACAUUGAUGCCGAUUUUAGAUUAAUUUCAUGUCAGCCAAAACAUAAUAAACAUGUUUUUAUUUAUGGUAAUAAUGUUUAGUAUAGAUCUGUCGGUCAAACUUACGGUCAACAUAAAAAGGGAGAAAAUAAAUUAAAUUUAAGUACACAAUUUUUUGAAUAUAAUAAUGCUUUUAUUAUAAUUAGAAUUUGA
Molecule: messenger RNA, 405 nt
Organism: Tetrahymena thermophila SB210
Lineage: Eukaryota; Ciliophora; Oligohymenophorea; Hymenostomatida; Tetrahymenidae
Product: transmembrane protein, putative
Exons: 3
Source: RefSeq, a predicted model, not a curated record